UACUCAAUGUAAGCGUGUUGUUUCGAUGUUUACAGUGAUUGACCAUGUCUGUGGGCGCUCCCAUACUGUGGAUAGCCAUACCCUUGAUGUGAAACUUUACCAUGAGCUGAUAGGGGACUCUGGAGAAGAUGGACCAAAAUUUAAGGUUCCAGAUGUCUUGGUUAUCACUGAUCUAGAUCCAAGGAAGAUCCAAUUUGUUCAGUAUUCUCAACCAAACAAAGAUGGUUUAGAAAAACAGUUAACUGCACAACAUACAAAAAUCAUUUGGCCAGAAAAGCUUGCCGAUCCAGUUAAACUUGAAUGUCUGUUGACCAAAGAAGUUAAAGAUUGUCGGAAUUUGGCCAAAGAAUGGAAGAAGACAGCACGGACAAGUCUGGACAAGUUUCUGGAUGUCCUACUUGUCUACAAACAUCAGAUUCUCCAGGACGCUUGGGAUGGUGUAAUGGCACAGCUUCAGAAUAUGAACAUAUCUCACCCUGAUGGUGUUACAGUAGCCGUGGAAAAAGUCCGUUUUGAAAUUUUCGUCAUGGGGCACAAGAAGUUUGCAACAGAAGUUUCUCAAAGUGUGGAAAAAAUCAUUGGAGAGAUUGCUGAUGAGUUAGAUAGAAAGAAUAAACAAAUUAAAGAAACAACUUCACCAAUGAAACAUCACCAAGUUGUCAUGUUGAGCCUUACACAUUUCAUUGAUACAAUGGAGAAGAAAUAUCCCGGGAUGAAAGUCAUGUUAGAUUUUAAGGCCAGAACGGUAACAUAUGAAGGGUUGUAUGGAGAGGUGACCAGUGCAAAGUUGGAAAUGUAUGAAAUGAUCAAUGCUAUGGUGUCCAGUGAUGUGGGUGAUUUCAACAAGGGCAGGUAUGCUUACCUCCAAGACAAGGCUGUGAAACAGUAUGUUGCAGGAAAGAUGAAAGAGGACAAAAUCAUGUCUGUUUGGGAAAUGCAGGACAACCGUUUUGUAGUGUAUGCUAUGACGGAUGAUGCUGCAGUUCGUGCGGCACACAUUCUGAGAGAUUCGGUUCUAGAGACCAUUGUUGAUGUGAAGAAAGAAUCCUCUUCUCUCCUGUCAUCAUACCGUUGGGCCAUCGAGGAGCGGUCCAUCAAAGAUUCAUGCAAUGUAAUGGUACAAAUGAAAGUUCAGAUGAACAAACCUUGUAUUGUGAUUUACUCCACUGAUAGAGAUGCUGGGAUGGUGAGAGAACGGGUGACUGAUUUCUUAACCAUGAACACUAUUUACAACACCAAAUUAUCAAUCAGCACAGGAAUGCUAAGGUUUCUUCAAGCCCAUUGCGUCAAUGAGAUUCGUGCCAUCGCAGAUCGGCUCAAAGCAGACCAAGUCUCAAUUGAUAUAGACAACCUUGGUGUGGAAAUCAAAGGAACCGAGGUAGGACUCAGUAAAGCAAAGAUGGAUAUAGGUAAUGUCAUUGACAGUGUCGAGAAAAAAGAACAUAUCUUAAAAAAACCAGGCAUCACCAAACUGAUGACAUCUGAAGACAGUAAACCGAAAGUAAGUCAAGUGGAAAAAUCUCAUGGUGUCGUAAUCGUGCCGAGCGAUGAGAGCGAAGAUGAUGUCAGUGGAGGAGAGGCUGGAGGUGGGCCGACUCCUGCACCAAGAAGACGAGACGGUAUACAAGAAAUGGCGAGGUGUUCCCAGCCUAACUAUCAUCUCAUGGUUAUGUUGGGGGACAUCACCAACCUCAAGGUAGAUGUGCUGGUCAACGCAGCAAACAAGGAACUCCAGCAUGCUGGAGGGCUCGCAAAGGCUAUUGUGGACAAAGGAGGGAAAAGCAUACAGCGGGAUUGCGAUGAACACAUCAAACGACACAGCCGGCUGUUGGAGGGUGACGUGUACUUGGGGAAGCCUGGGAACAUCAAAUGUAACUUCAUUGCCCACGCGGUGGGACCAGUAUGGCAGGGAGGGCGAAAUAACGAGGAGGACAUGCUACGGGAAGCAGUGUUGAAGUCUAUGGAGGAAGCCAACGACCAUAAUCAGACAUCCAUAGCGCUGCCAGCUCUUGGAGCAGGUACUCAACUUAGAUAGUCUAUAUGAUUAUGC
Messenger RNA from Mizuhopecten yessoensis (Yesso scallop), 2050 nucleotides. RefSeq names its product poly [ADP-ribose] polymerase 14-like. The record is from RefSeq and is a predicted model, not a curated record. Bases 26 to 2035 code for a protein of 669 amino acids. Gene Ontology annotation, biological process: negative regulation of gene expression. Gene Ontology annotation, molecular function: transcription corepressor activity. The transcript is spliced from 2 exons. Gene Ontology annotation, cellular component: cytoplasm; nucleus. Lineage: Eukaryota; Metazoa; Mollusca; Bivalvia; Pectinida; Pectinidae.